This is a messenger RNA of Arabis nemorensis, 714 nucleotides long. The record is from the annotation of a GenBank genome assembly. Lineage: Eukaryota; Viridiplantae; Streptophyta; Magnoliopsida; Brassicales; Brassicaceae.
AUGUCGGAGGAACUUACAGUUGGGUUUCGCUUCUAUCCGACGGAAGAUGAACUGAUUACGUUCUACCUACGAAACCAGCUCGAAGGAAGGAUCGAUGAAUCAAUGCACCUUGUUAUUCCCGUUUUAGACGUCUUUGAGAUCGAGCCUUGUCAUCUUCCAAAUGUUGCAGGAGAGAGAUGUCGAGGAGACGCUGAACAAUGGUUCUUCUUUGUACCAAGACAAGAACGCGAAGCAAGAGGAGGUAGACCGAGCAGAACCACAGAUUCAGGAUAUUGGAAAGCGACUGGUUCACCUGGUCCAGUGUUUUCUGAAGAUAACCGAAUGAUUGGAGUCAAGAAAACUAUGGUUUUCUACAUUGGUAAAGCACCUACGGGAAGAAAAACAAAGUGGAAGAUGAACGAGUACAAAUCCGUUGACGAAACAGUCAACGUCUCCACGAUCCCUAAGUUGAGACAUGAAUUCAGUUUAUGUCGUGUCUACGUAACAUCAGGAAGCUCGAGGGCUUUCGAUAGACGUCCUAUAGGAAAUUUUCAGAGAGAGAGAUUAAUGCUUACAAGUGAUGUUGCAGCAGCUGAAACAUCAUCGUUUCGUGUAGAAAGCUCACCGGAAACUUCGAUAUCAGGAGGAGAACAUGUCGAUCUCUUUCUGGAUACAGAGAUGGUUGAUGGUUUAACAGAACCAAUCUGGGAAUGGGAACAGCUGAACUGGUCUUGA